CGCGGCUGGUCGGGAGGCGAGCCGAGCGAAGAGGCAGAAAGUAGUUUAGCAGGAAGCAAAGGUGGCCGCAGGGCUCAGGCGCUGCGAGGAGAACUCGCCGCUUUCCUUGCUUUUCUUUUAGAUGCAGAGGAGUUAGCUGUGUCCACCGUCUUUGCACUCGACGGCAAGUCGAAUGAAGGGCCGGGUCGGGCGCUUCGAGAGGCAGCUGGCCACCCGAACGAAUCGCGACGCUGAUCUCUAAAGAGGAGCCCCUCGUCUGCCGGUGAAUGAUGGGCUAAAACGAUCCCGAGAGCUCGACGCGGAUCCCGAAGGAGCCAGAUCUCCAGCCGCCUCUUUUUCCUUACCAUGAGCAAGAAUGAAGGGGGCAGACGCAGCCCCGGUCGGAGCAGCGAGGAAGUGUGGCCGAGGGGCCCAGGCAUGAAGCCCGGCAGGGAGUGAGGGAGAUGGAGAGCCCCCUUUGCUGCCAGCCCGGGGACUCUGCCAUGGAGGCCGGCAGGGGACUCUUCCUCCUCCUCCUCUGCCUCUGCCUGGCCGCCCCUCCAACUUCCCAGCAAGUGCUCAGGAUCGGAGGAAUAUUUGAAACUGUGGAAAAUGAACCUGUUAACGUUGAAGAAUUAGCUUUCAAGUUUGCAGUCACCAAUAUUAACAGAAACAGAACACUGAUGCCUAAUACCACAUUAACCUAUGACAUCCAGAGAAUUAACCUUUUUGAUAGUUUUGAAGCCUCGAGACGAGCAUGUGAUCAGCUUGCUCUUGGGGUAGCUGCACUGUUUGGACCAUCCCACAGCUCAUCAGUCAGUGCAGUACAAUCAAUUUGCAAUGCACUUGAAGUCCCACAUAUACAGACCCGAUGGAAACAUCCUACAGUGGAUAAUAAAGAUUCAUUUUAUAUCAACCUCUACCCAGACUAUGCAGCCAUCAGCAAGGCAGUUUUGGACUUGGUGCUAUAUUACAACUGGAAGAUAGUAACAGUAGUAUAUGAGGACAGUACAGGUCUAAUUCGCCUGCAAGAGCUCAUCAAAGCCCCUUCUAGGUACAACAUUAAAAUCAAAAUCCGCCAGUUGCCUGCUGGGAAUAAAGAUGCCCGGCCUUUACUCAAGGAGAUGAAGAAGGGCAAAGAGUUCUAUGUGAUAUUUGAUUGCUCACAUGAAACAGGAGCAGAAAUCCUUAAACAGAUUCUUUCCAUGGGAAUGAUGACUGAAUACUAUCACUACUUUUUUACAACUCUGGAUUUGUUUGCACUUGACCUGGAACCCUAUAGAUAUAGUGGAGUUAAUAUGACUGGAUUCCGCCUACUCAACAUUGACAAUCCACAAGUGGCAUCAGUUAUUGAGAAGUGGUCCAUGGAACGGCUGCAGGCACCACCCAAGCCAGAGACUGGUCUCCUAGAUGGCAUGAUGACUACAGAAGCAGCUCUGAUGUAUGAUGCAGUUUACAUGGUAGCAGUGGCUUCCCAGCGUGCUUCCCAAAUGACUGUCAGCUCCCUGCAGUGUCACAGGCAUAAGCCAUGGCGUUUUGGACCCAGAUUUAUGAAUCUGAUAAAAGAGGCUAGAUGGGAUGGUUUGACAGGACGCAUCACCUUCAACAAAACAGAUGGCUUAAGAAAGGAUUUUGAUUUGGACAUUAUUAGCCUCAAGGAGGAAGGAACAGAAAAGAUUGGGGUCUGGAACUCAAACAGUGGCCUUAAUAUGACAGACAGCAAUAAAGACAGAUCUACCAAUAUUACUGAUUCGCUGGCAAACCGAACACUCAUAGUCACUACUAUUUUGGAAGAUCCCUAUGUUAUGUACAAGAAAUCUGACAAACCUCUUUAUGGAAAUGACAGGUUUGAAGGCUAUUGCCUGGAUUUGUUGAAGGAGCUAUCAAAUAUUUUAGGCUUCAUCUAUGAAGUAAAAUUAGUAUCUGAUGGCAAAUACGGAGCCCAGAAUGACAAAGGAGAAUGGAAUGGGAUGGUCAAAGAACUCAUAGAUCAUAAAGCUGACCUGGCAGUUGCUCCUCUCACCAUUACCUAUGUAAGAGAGAAAGUAAUUGACUUUUCAAAGCCCUUCAUGACACUGGGAAUUAGUAUUUUGUACCGGAAGCCCAACGGCACAAACCCUGGUGUUUUCUCCUUUUUAAACCCUCUUUCUCCUGAUAUUUGGAUGUAUGUCCUCCUAGCCUGCCUUGGAGUCAGCUGUGUGCUCUUUGUAAUUGCAAGGUUUACACCCUAUGAAUGGUAUAACCCCCACCCGUGCAACCCUGACUCAGAUGUGGUGGAAAACAAUUUUACUUUACUUAAUAGUUUCUGGUUUGGAGUUGGAGCUCUCAUGCAGCAAGGAUCAGAAUUGAUGCCCAAAGCUCUUUCCACCAGAAUAGUCGGAGGAAUAUGGUGGUUUUUCACCUUAAUCAUAAUCUCAUCCUACACUGCUAAUUUGGCAGCCUUCUUAACUGUUGAGAGAAUGGAAUCUCCUAUUGAUUCAGCAGAUGAUUUGGCAAAGCAAACCAAGAUAGAAUAUGGAGCUGUUAGAGAUGGAUCAACAAUGACCUUCUUCAAGAAAUCCAAAAUAUCGACAUAUGAGAAAAUGUGGGCAUUUAUGAGCAGCAGGCAGCAGACAGCACUGGUGAAGAACAAUGAUGAGGGAAUCCAGCGAGUGCUCACCACUGAUUAUGCUCUCCUGAUGGAAUCUACCAGCAUAGAAUAUGUCACUCAGAGAAACUGCAAUCUUACCCAGAUUGGUGGACUCAUUGAUUCCAAAGGUUAUGGUGUGGGGACUCCUAUUGGGUCCCCUUAUAGAGACAAAAUUACCAUUGCCAUUCUUCAGUUACAAGAGGAAGGAAAACUGCACAUGAUGAAAGAAAAGUGGUGGCGAGGGAACGGCUGCCCAGAGGAGGACAGCAAAGAGGCCAGUGCUCUUGGAGUGGAGAACAUCGGGGGCAUCUUCAUAGUGCUUGCAGCAGGACUGGUUCUUUCUGUGUUUGUUGCAAUUGGGGAAUUUAUUUACAAAUCAAGGAAAAACAGUGACAUUGAACAGUGUCUUUCAUUCAAUGCCAUAAUGGAGGAACUUGGAAUUUCACUCAAACACCAGAAGAAAUUAAAGAAAAGAUCAAGAACUAAAGGGCGGUCAUCCUUCACAGGUAUCCUUACAUGUCAUCAGAGGCGGACACUGAGGAAAGAAACCAUGGCUUGAAUGAAUACAGCUGUCUGCCAUAGAAAAAUCUGGAGUAAGAGACAAAGGACAAAGACAAAGAAUAUUUAAUAAAAACUUUUGAGGCCUACUCAUUCUUUGUAUGGAGGAAUUUCUGAAAAAAACAUUAACCUUGUUCAGACAUUCAGUGUGGUUUUCCUUUCUUUAAUCUAGAGGAGGUACAGCAGAUUCAACAUUCUCAUGACUGGUGUACUAAUAAUCACUUGGGAACCAUCUCAUUUUUACUUUCAAAAAUGAUUUGUAUGGACACCUCUUUUGCAUCUCUCUACUCCUGCCCUAUUCAUUGCUCUAUGUGCUUUCUACAUGAAAUAAAACCAG
Messenger RNA from Eublepharis macularius, 3503 nucleotides. It is a transcript of the gene GRIK1, whose product is annotated as glutamate ionotropic receptor kainate type subunit 1. The record is from RefSeq and is a predicted model, not a curated record. Gene Ontology annotation, molecular function: kainate selective glutamate receptor activity; transmitter-gated monoatomic ion channel activity involved in regulation of postsynaptic membrane potential. Gene Ontology annotation, biological process: monoatomic ion transport; modulation of chemical synaptic transmission; synaptic transmission, glutamatergic. The transcript is spliced from 16 exons. Gene Ontology annotation, cellular component: kainate selective glutamate receptor complex; plasma membrane; presynaptic membrane. Bases 444 to 3167 code for a protein of 907 amino acids. NCBI's taxonomy places the organism in Eukaryota, Metazoa, Chordata, Lepidosauria, Squamata, Eublepharidae.